AUGCUAUCAAGGUCAAGGAACUCAAGACCGAGGUCCACAGGGGGCCUUGACACAAUCACACGAGUUUCCGUCUUCUGGCUUGAUAAUGGUUUAUUGAACACUUCGCUACGUUCUCAAACGACAUCAGCGGCUGCUUUACACUUUACAGUAAGUGGUGACAAAGACGAUGGUCAUGAUAAGGAUGAGGACAUGAAUGUUUCACCUGUGAAAAAGCCUCUUUAUCGACCACAAAUACCACAACCAUCGGGACUUGUACCUUCUUCAACAGCUUCAACGUCGUCAAUAACACGAUUGAAUCAAACAUUAAAAUUUUCGAUGAGGAAGAAGAAUUUGAGUGAACUAUCAUCCGAAAUUCGACGUACAGCCGAUGCAGGACCUCAGAAAGCUGAAGAACGAAAGAAGCAGAAAUUAGCAGCAAAGGAGAAAGAAAAGGAAAAACUUGCCAAGGAGAAAGAGAGAGAAAAGAUAGCUGCAAGUGAGAAAUCUGGUACUGGUCAUGGAUUAAGUGUUACGAAUAAUGAUGAACACGCUGCGAUUGCAUCAUCAGCUUGGACAGGAUGA
This is a messenger RNA of Plasmopara halstedii, 561 nucleotides long. RefSeq lists its product as uncharacterized. The record is from RefSeq and is a predicted model, not a curated record. The transcript is spliced from 2 exons. The coding region runs from base 1 to 561 and encodes 186 amino acids. Lineage: Eukaryota; Oomycota; Peronosporomycetes; Peronosporales; Peronosporaceae.